AUGAGUAUACGACAAGCUACUCAAUAUACGCCCCGAAGUAUAGGCUUUUGUCAUCGUUCCACAAGCAUAUCCUUCAAUAGAUCAAUUUACUUGCAUAAAGGACCAAGAGUUGAAGGAUUGAAAAGAGACCCUAAAGAAGUGUUUUUGAAUCACAAUGGUAUAGAAUACGAACUCAACCAGAAUAAUAUUCAGCACAUUAAAUCAUAUCUUGGAGAUAAAUUUCCAAUACCCGACGAAAUAGCGUUACAAAUAAUCACUCAUAAAUCAUUUGGCAAUGGUAUCAAACCAUACAAUGAAAAACUCGCAGCAAUGGGAUCAAAGCUAUUAUCCUUGUUUGCUGCUAAACAUGUUGUCAACAAAUCAACUGCGACAGACGCAAAGCUUGCAAUUAACGGCAAAAACUUGUCAAUAUUGGGAUCACCAAAUGCAAAAGAGCUUCCCGGAAGAAUAUCAACUGGCUACUUUGCCAAACUUAACGGAUUGAAUGAUGUAAUGUUUUGGAAAUCUAGGAAUCCAACAUUGAGUUUUGAAUCUAGUGGUGAGUUGAAAGUUAGUUCACAAUUACUAUAUAGUUUGAUUGGGGCUGUCAACAUCUAUCACGGCAAAGCUAAAGCAGAAGAAUUUAUCAGUGAUAACAUCAUCAAGGGGUUAGAGCAGGUUACUGAUGAUCUUGUACAUAGAAAAUAA
Molecule: messenger RNA, 687 nt
Organism: Lodderomyces parapsilosis
Lineage: Eukaryota; Fungi; Ascomycota; Pichiomycetes; Serinales; Debaryomycetaceae
Product: mitochondrial 54S ribosomal protein mL57
Exons: 1
Coding region: 1-687 (228 amino acids)
Biological process (GO): mitochondrial translation; RNA processing
Cellular component (GO): mitochondrial large ribosomal subunit
Molecular function (GO): structural constituent of ribosome; ribonuclease III activity
Source: RefSeq, a predicted model, not a curated record